This is a messenger RNA of Penicillium hordei, 3162 nucleotides long. RefSeq lists its product as uncharacterized. The record is from RefSeq and is a predicted model, not a curated record. Gene Ontology annotation, biological process: peptidyl-threonine phosphorylation; actomyosin structure organization. Gene Ontology annotation, cellular component: cytoplasm; cytoskeleton. Gene Ontology annotation, molecular function: protein serine/threonine kinase activity. Bases 1 to 3162 code for a protein of 1053 amino acids. Lineage: Eukaryota; Fungi; Ascomycota; Eurotiomycetes; Eurotiales; Aspergillaceae. The transcript is spliced from 9 exons.
AUGGCAGAGCAACUCGCUCAAAUAGUGUGCGAGGUGGAACGCCUGGUCACCGCACCUUACGUACCUUCAUUACAGGACCUCCAUGAUCUGGUGCAUCAAAGCAGUCCCUCGACGAUUGGCGCCUGGGCAUUGUGCAAGCCUUGCCAAGUUGGCUUGUUGGCUGAUGUUUUGGUCGAAGCCUUAUCGCGAUCACGCGUCGCUCUGCCUCUGAUCACUGCAUUCGCAUCUGCAUCGUCCUUUAGAGAUGCGCUGCUCGAGCGACAACCGGUGAUUUUGGAUGCCUUUUUAGAAAAGGCCGUGGACACUAAUGGGGCUGAGUAUUUUCCGGCAUGUAUCGCAUUAUUCUCAUCGCCCCUGCCAGCGGGUGUUGUGCCGCCAGCUAGGAUUGCCCCCUUCAUCACAAAGCUGGUCGGCAUGAUGGCAGAGAAUCCCUGUGUUGAGACUGUAACACCUAUCCACGCACUCAUCUCAGGACUCAAAGGCUCGCCAAGGAUCUUGAAUGACAUUCCGUCCGAGAUCAUGUCCAACCUACAGCUAGAGUUCACCAAGACACUGCGCAAUCUCGACGAUCAUAUGGGCAACCUCCUGUGUCUAGCAACCUUUGCGCAGAUUGCGACGGCACUAAGUACAACAUCUCAAAAUCAACACGGAUCAGAUAUCCCAUGGCUCCUUAACAUCAAGCAUUUCUUUGGCCAGAAACGGGGUCUCAAAACACUCGACUUGGUCGUCUUGCGUGUUAUACUAGCUUGCUCAUCCAGUUGCAAUCUGGCAUCACCUGACGCAGCUGAGAGCAUCCGGCUGGCUAUUUGCAUCGCUGACGCAAUUGAGCCUGAGCAGAAACAGGCUUGGAUGGCAGGUAAUAGUCCUAAAAUUGCUAAGCUGUGCGAGAAGGCUGUCAGAGAUGGUCUUUAUGGUCAAACACAAACGAUGGCAAUCUUCUUUUUGCUCACACUUCUCCCGGCACUUUCGUUACCGUUCCAGCUGCGGGAACUUGGAAUAAAGGCCCUUUUGUCCAAGCAUAGCCAAGAGGCCAUGGAAAAUAUACCCCAUCAACUAAUUCCACGCCUCGCAAAAUCUUUAGCUGAAUCUGGAGAAGCUGCCACUCGUCAACUUUUGGCCUUUACUUUUGAUGUCUUAAGAGGUAGUAAAUGGUCGAGGAUUAGAGAGAUGGCGACACUGCACUUGGCACACUUGGUAUUGGCUGGUGUGCAAGAGGUACAUGCCGAGAUCAUGCUCUCCAGUCUCAACAACUCCAUGCUCCCUUUGAGGGAAGUGCUUGGGGAAGUGGUUGAAUACUUUCCCCGACAGCCAAGCGAAAGCCAAUGCAGUGGUCGAGCAUGUUGUGCGUCCGAGCUAUCCACAAAGCAAAACAGACUGUUUCUAUCCCUAUUACGACUUUACAACGGGGCUUCGGCGCAAAACGGAAGCGACAUUAUCAUGAACUCCUUUAUGGGACGAGUGGAGCAAUCAAUGCCGAGCCUCACCUGUGCCUUCUCGACAACAACUCCCAAAGCCUUCCGUGGCUCCAUUGCCUUGCGCGACAGGCAUGACUUCUCGUCAACUCAGAUAAACCGCAAUUGGCGCUCGGGAGUUACCGAACUCUUCAUGCAGAAUGCCCAGGCCUCUCACGACAGUUUGAUGAGAAAGAUCGAGGACACGUGCUUUGUCCUCGAGCAUCGAUGUCACGAUGUUGAAGGACCCCUACGAGCUGUCGAGGAAGAGCGGGACUUAUAUGCGAGCGAAAACGAGCAACUGCGAAGGAAAAAUGAAGAGUUGAACGAACAACUGACAGCCAAAAAUACAGAGAUUCAAACUAAGUUAAGGAACUCUCACGAAUCUUUUGUUCAACUUAACAACGAAAACACACGACUUGAACAACUCCUUCAAGGUCAAUACGCAUAUACCGAUGAGCUGACUAGGUCGCUCAAGUCUGCACGCGAGGAGCUUCAGCGGCAGCAACGGAGUUCCGAGAACGCACUUUUCGUCGAAAAGGAAAAGGCUCGCUCUAAGGAAUUGGAGAUGAUCGCAAAUUUAACUGGAAAGGAUGAUCAACUGGAAGAUCUUCAGGAGGAGAUGUGCAGAUUGCAAAUGAAAAAUGAGCAGGCGCGCCAUAGUUUUGAUCAAAUGUCAAGCGAAAAGGCCACUUUAUCCAAGCUCUCUGGCUCUCUGGAGCAAGAACUUGCUAGUGUUACAGAGGAGUUGAAACAAACCAGACUUCAUGCCGAUGAGAAAGAAGAUAAAUUGAGCCUCCUCCUGGCCCAGGAGGAAGAGUUGAGAAAGGAACUGGGAUCCAUGGAAACAUCGGUUGCACAACAGAAUAUUGAAGUUGAGAGGCUCUGUUCUACAUUGGAAGAAUCCGAGGAAAAGUCGCGGAGUGAGAUUGAAAAACUGAAACAUGACCGUGAAGCCGAAGCUUCUCGGGCCACAUCCGAGAUAGCAAAACAUGAGACAGAAAAUCGGCGAUUGCAUGCAGCUAUGCAAGCUGCCGCUCUUGAUGCUUCCAGGGAUGCCCAAUCGAAAGCCAAACGGAUCCAACACUUGGAGAGAAAGGUGCAAGCCUUACGAGACGAACGUGCGGCCAAGGCCCGUGAAUUCUCCGAGGCACAACAACACAUCGGCCGUCUAAUGGGCGUGAUGGGCUUCUCUGCCAAUACCCCUGAGUCAAACGCCUCUCCAAGACAUCAGCGAACCAGGUCCUCUGUCAACGCCACUCCAGCCGCAAGGGUCCCUCAAACCAUAAGCGAUGAUGAAGAUGACGUACAGCUCGCACAGACCUUUGAAUCCAUGACCUCCAACUUCAACGGACCUACCCCAAAACGACCAAGAGGGAAUCGUAAAUCAACAAACCUGCCUUAUGAUUUGAACACCCCCGCAGCUGCAGCUCCCAAGACGAAAAGCCCGCCGCUAGCCAGCGGUAUGUCUCGCUCGGUGAGAAAGCCACUGGCAGAGGCUGACCACAACAGCCCGACAAAAUUACAUUCAAGCAGUGCAUCAAAACGCAAUCAGGUGGAUGAUUCUUUCCAGGAGACGCAGGUCCCGGGUAACUUGGAGGGCGACCGACUUCAUAGUCUAGAUUUGGAUAUGGAUCUUGAGUUUUCCAAAGACUUUCUCUUUUCGAGCACUGCUUUUACUGGGUCAACGGAUCAGAUACCCCCGCGGUGA